UUGUCAACACGUUACACAUCGAUUUCCUUGGAUUAGUGGUAGAAAUUGGUAAAAAUCAUUCAAAUCAAAUCGGAUUUUUAAUCGAAGUUUGUUUUUUUAAACAAUAACAAAUCAAAUAAACACUCAAAUAAUUAAUUUUCGCAGGGAAAAAAGUGCUCAUCAGCUGUUCCUUUUACACGUUAUUUCUGCGUAUAUGAAAUCAGAUGUUAUGUUCUAACAAUUUCCAAUUGCAAUCAGCGCUGCCAUACUGGUCAAAACAAAAAACCACAGGUUUCUAAUACCCAGUAGAAAAAUCUUUAGGAAAUAAAAAUGGCUGAACCUCUUCAUGAGGUGACGCCGAGAAACAGUCUCAGCUCAAUUACAGUAAAUAAAAUAAGAGAAUUAGAAAAAACUAACUCACUUAUAAAUGCGAGACUUAGAACUUUGGAAGCGAUGUGCAAUCAGUUACAUAAAGAUAACAUGGAAUUAAAAAGAGAAAACGAAGAACUAAAAUCCAGUAGAAGCAAGCAUGUGAAUGUUGAAGCAAAACCUUACGAAACCGAUGAAGAUGAGCUAGCUAAAGAAACUGAGUGGAUGCUCAAAAAACAGCGCUCUUCAAAAAAACGCAAAGCGGAUACUUCUCCAACAAUUGUCAGCCCUUCGAAAAAUAAAAAUAAAGAGCAGGCGGCAAACAAUGAUACUAAAACCCACCGCCCACCUCCUAUUAUAAUUAACGACGUAAAGGAUUUUAAUAAAUUACGUUCUAAUAUUACAGAUCUAAGUAAUAAUAAAAACUUUUUAAUAAAGCUUUUGAGUAACGGCGUCUACAAACUUAAUGUCUUCGAUGAAAACAAUUAUCGCACAAUAACAAAAUACUUAUCUAAUGAAAAUAUACCUCGGUUUAGCUACGAGAGUAAACAUAAUAGGCCAAUAAAGGUAAUGAUAAAAAAUUUACACCACUCAUGCGAUACACAAUUCAUUUUAAAUUAUCUAAAAUCUCAAGGUUUUAAGGUUAUGAAUGCAACUAAUAAGCUUAAAUGGAAGACUAAAGAACCGCUAGAUAUGUUUUUAGUAGUAUUUGAUGCCACCAAAGAUAUUAAGAAAAUUCACCAGAUCAAAACCAUUCUUAGUAGCGUUGUCAAAGUUGAGCCUAUUAAAGCAUCUAAAUAAAUUCCACAGUUCAAAAACUGCCAAGCUUUUGGACAUACAAAAAACUUCUGUGAUAAGCCAUCGGGGUGUGUGAAAUGUAAAGGCAAACACCCUACUAUUGAAUGCCGAAUAGCUGAAAAAGACCCUGCUAAAUGUUGCAACUGCGGCGAUUCUCAUCCUGCAAGCUACCGUGGUUGUGUCGUCGCAAAAGAAUUGCAAAAACUUAGAGAUAAAAAUAAUGGUAAUACAAUUGAGGAGAAUGCCAAUGCUCCGACAAACAAACCCGUGGUGAACACAGGAGAAGUAAAAUCCCUUCCUUCCGUUUCUAAAGUUUCAUUUGCGCAAAUGGCUAAACAAGGACAUACAAAUACAAUUCAAAAAAGUAGUCCGUUAUCCCAAAUUUUGGAUAAACUAAAUGAGCAAGAAAAAAUUUAAGUCCUUUAAACAUGCGCGAGUAAAGGAACGAACCUUUUGUUUCAGUAAACAGAAUGCAAACAACCUUGAGUUGGAACAAUUGAAAUGCAGUAUCACUACAACAAACAAUCCUAAACAAACAAGUAUCAAAACAACAUUGACUUUGAAUAUCACAACAACCUUAUCUUAAAACAAUGAAAAUGUAUCUAAGCAAACAAUAUAUAUGUAAACAAACAUAAACAAAUAAUUAAUCUAUAUGUAGACAAACUAUCAACUAUUUAGUAAUAAGUAAAUAUACUAGUUAGUAUAAAUAGAAGUAAGAACGAUGUAAUAAGUUAGUCUUAAUAGUAGGGGAAGGUGGGGACUGUUGGGGAAUCCCGGGCCAGCGCGAUAUUUUUUUCCCUAGUACAGGUUGACAGCUGCAACCAACUGUCAUCGGCUCGUCUCAUACUAAGCUCAGUUUCUAUAUAGCACUCGAGCUGUGAACACGUGUUAUAACCUCUCUGCGACAACAAAAAGAAAUUCGACACUCCGAAAGUUUUUUUUCAACUCUGUGUACAGUUGAUUUUUUUCACAUUUUCCAAUAAAUUCAUCCAGGUAAAUAUGUUUAUAAUAUUCGUUGAGCCUUUAGCCUUCGACACACAAAAGAAAUUUUGCACGAAUUUACAUUGUGUUCAUUAUCCACCGCCAUUUCGCAAAUAUGUAUGAGCGUUUGGGGAAUGUCGGGCCACAUAGUUUUUUACAUUUGACAUGUUAACUUCAUAUAUUUGACGUGUAUAAGUGAUUUUUCGUGCAGAAUUUCAACAACACAAUAGUUUUUCAACAUUUCCUGAUAGUUUCGUGCUCCGAAAAAUUUUUUUUAGUCAUUAUGCCGCGGUACUAUCCCAAACAAGAGAAAAUUGUUGAUUUCGACAACAUUUUGGAGGCGAUCAAGUCGGUGAAAAUACAUCACAACAGCGUUCGACAACCUGCGACGGCACACAAUAUUCCGAGGACCAACCUGAUGCGUUAUAUUGCAGCAUUUGAUGGUGCGAGCAUCGACGUUACUACUGCCAAUGCCGAUGUAAUGAAGAAUUUGCUGGCUGAAAACACGACGAUGGGCACAAAAACAAUCGUCAACAUCGAACAAGAGAAGGCGCUGAUAAGCUACAUUCUCCAGGCCAGCGACAUCAACUAUGGAAUUAGUUUGAUGGAGCUUCGUAAGCUCGCGUAUGAAUUUGCUCGGAAAGUUGGCGCGUCGUAUCCGGAUCCAUGGAACGACAAUCAACAGGCGAGUAAGGAUUGGCAGUUGGCGUUCAUGAAACGCCACAAAAAUUUAUCACUGCGAACACCAGAGCAAGUAAGCCAGAGCCGUGCGAAGCGAUUCAACAAAGAGAAUGUCGAUGCAUUCUUUGCCAACCUUUCAUCCGUUCUCGGUAGGACGCCGUUUGAACCUCACCGAAUAUGGAACAUGGAUGAAACCGGGUGCCCGACCGUGCCAACCAGACCUGUCAAAACCAUCGCGCGCAAAGGACAAAAGCAGGUCGGCCCAUCAACAUCUGCCGAAAAAGGCACCAAUGUGUCUUUGGCUUUGGACGUCAGCGCUAGUGGCCAGUCUAUACCGCCAUUCUUCCUCUUUCCCCGAGUCAACAUGAAAGAGAUUUUUAUGACUCAUGCGAGUCAUGGCGCUGUUAGUGUUGCGAACGGUUCUGGUUACAUGAACUCUGACGUAUUCCCUCAAUUCAUGCGUCAUUUCAUCAAGCACACCGGUGCUAAUGCCGAUUCGCCAACCAUGUUGCUGCUGGACAACCACGGUUCGCAUUUAUCGAUCGAGGCGAUAGAUUUGACGUUGAAUCAUGGCAUUACGUUGCGAAAAUUUGUUCGGUGACGAAGAGAAAGACGCCGACAAUCAACGUCGAGUUCUUGCCUCUGGUGAUGCCAUUGUGACUGCUGCGAAUGAGGAGGUGUCAACGUCGGAGGCAUCGACAAGUGCCCCAGCUUUAACAAGUGGUGCUGCAUCAUCGUCGUUGUCUCUUGUUUCGGCUCCACAGCUCCGUGAUGCAUUGAAAUCGGUUGGCCCGUUGAAAUUGGGCACACCUGCGCCGAAAUCAAAACGUGGCCGCAAGACAAUGGAGUCAACGAUUUUGACAUCGCCUGAGGUUGUCGCAGAUCUGCGUGACAAGGCCGAAAAAAAGCGGCAAAAAUUGACGAAGGCAGCCGAUGAACCAGCAGCCAAGAAGCAAAAAGGCCGUGGCAAAUCGAAGACGCCACGGAAGAGAAGCCCGUCUCCGACCGAAACCGACAUCGAAGAGGACUUCGAUUUUUGCACGAUUUGCAAGAAAAAGAUGCCAAAGCACGAGAAUCGUCAAAACACGGCCCAUUGCAUCGUUUGUGAUCGAGGGGUUCACUUGAAAUAUGCCGGACCGAACCCGAACACUUACACCUGCAUCCACUGCGAGUCGGAAUAAUUUUUUUCGCCAAUUCCUAUUUUUCUUAUUAUCUAUGAAUCUCUUUUUCAUUUCCAUUGAUAAAUAAACGUUUUUCAUCGGUAACAAUCAUGUUUUAAUCGAUUUACAGACUGGCCCGACAUUCCCCACCUUUUUUGUAGAAUUUUAACAAAUAUUUUAUCAAAAGGAAGGUUACGACUCGCACUAUAAAUCCAUGCUUUGGAAUUUUCACAAAAAAUAACUUUUAUGUGACUUUUUAACCGAAAUCAAAACGUGGCCCAACAUUCCCCACCUUAAAUAAAGAGUACACAUUUCGGUGCAGCUCAAAAUAUAUUCUUUUGACUCAUUUUUACUCAAUGUAAAAAUUAACUCGCGCUCAACGCUCUUGAGUAGCAUCUACAGUUUUUUAAUGAACAGUAAAUCUUUGAGAAUAAUGCUAUGGAACGCCAAUGGUCUUUUCAAUAGUAAAAAUGAAUUAGAAGUUAUUCUACACGACAGAAAUAUUCAUAUAUGUAUGUCUAUUAUAUGAAACGCAUUUUAGGCACCAUUCAUUUUUUAAAUUUAAAAAUUGUGAAUUAUAUCACACACUACACCCGGCAAACUCAGCACGAGGAGGGAGUGCUAUAAUUAUCAAAAACAAUAUUGAACAAUGCGAGGAAGAUCCGAUUAAGACGGAAGAAAUUCAAGCUACAACAAUUUCAGUUAAAUUGCGCAAUCACCAAUUGUAUAUUAUUGCUCUGUAUAGUCCACCUAGACAUAACAUAAAAAUUGAAACGUAUAUGAAUUUAUUAAUAAAAAUAUAACGACAGGUACAUCAUUGAUGGCGACUUUAACGCAAAACGCACUCGUUGGGG
This is a messenger RNA of Bactrocera dorsalis (oriental fruit fly), 4822 nucleotides long. RefSeq lists its product as uncharacterized. NCBI's taxonomy places the organism in Eukaryota, Metazoa, Arthropoda, Insecta, Diptera, Tephritidae. Bases 2411 to 3409 code for a protein of 332 amino acids. The record is from RefSeq and is a predicted model, not a curated record. The transcript is spliced from 2 exons. Gene Ontology annotation, cellular component: nucleus. Gene Ontology annotation, molecular function: DNA binding.